Nilaparvata lugens (brown planthopper) is the source of this 6904-nucleotide messenger RNA. RefSeq names its product phosphatidylinositide phosphatase SAC2. The record is from RefSeq and is a predicted model, not a curated record. Gene Ontology annotation, molecular function: phosphatidylinositol-4-phosphate phosphatase activity. Gene Ontology annotation, biological process: regulation of endocytic recycling; phosphatidylinositol dephosphorylation. Gene Ontology annotation, cellular component: clathrin-coated endocytic vesicle; early endosome. Lineage: Eukaryota; Metazoa; Arthropoda; Insecta; Hemiptera; Delphacidae.
UUGAUUGGUUGGGUUGUAGUCUGGGAGCUGGCGAACGCAGGCGAUCUCGAGUGUGUGGUAUUGAUUGAUUGUUUGAUUGGUUGUGUUGCAGGAUGGGAGCUGGCGAACGCAGGCGAUCCCGAGUGUGUGGGAGUGUUCUACGGCGUGGUGGGUCGCCUGGAGGUGGGCAGUGUUGCCAGAUUGGUGCUCAUCAAGAGCACAGCCUGUGUCGGCCGACUGCCGCUGAUUGGCACGGUGCACAAAGUGUGUGCAGUCGCUGUGCUAAACAUUCAGGGCACAGCUGAUGUGUGCGCGGAGCUUGGACUCAGGCCUUGCAAGAAGCACGGAAGAUGCGGCGCAGGCAUAGGACUGACUUCGCAGAUUUCGAAUUUGGCGCCGCUGACGUCACACAGAGAUGGCGGCGGUGGUCAGUUGGCAAAGACUUGGGGCAGCAUCAAGUCAGCCACUAGCUCCAUCAAGAACACCACUCAGCAGGCGGCUGCUCUAGCUACCUCACAGGUGAAAGGCAGCGGUAAUGGCGGCGGAGGGGCGACGGCGGCUAAAAACAGUACAGCCGAACGCCAUGAGCGACGCAUACUAGACGAAGUACAGCGCAUGUUCGCCGACACCGACUCGUUCUACUUCAGCGUGGUGGGGGGUGCAGGGGGGCAGCCGGGGGACCUCACCAACAGCAUGCAGCGGCAGGGGGGUCGCGGUGAAGGUGGGGAACCUUCACCACACCCCACUUGGCACACGGUCGACGACCGGUUCUUCUGGAACAAGCACAUGCUCAGGGAUAUCAUUCAGCUCAAUAACCCGUUGGCCGACUACUGGAUUCUUCCAAUUAUUCAGGGCUUUGUGCAGAUUGAAACAUGUCAACUGGAGGUUGGCUUCGACCCCUACCACAUAUCCAUGUACGCACCCAAGUACGAGACGCUGACGAUAUCGUUGGUGAGCCGACGCAGUAGACACCGGGCGGGCACUCGCUACAAGCGACGCGGCCUGGACGAGGCGGGGCGAUGCGCCAACUAUGUGGAGACAGAGCAGCUGGUCUGGUUCGGUCACCAUUCCACCGCCUUCACGCAGGUGCGCGGCUCCGUGCCCGUCUACUGGUCGCAACCUGGCUACAAAUAUCGGCCGCCGCCUAGGAUCGACAAAGGUGAAGCAGAGACGAGGCUUGCGUUCGCCAAACACUUUGAGGACGAGACAGCCUGCUACGGUCCCGUCUGCAUUGUGAACCUAGUCGAGCAGGCGGGCAAGGAGCGAGUCAUAUGGGACGCAUACACUCAGCAUGUGUUACACCUCAACAGUCCACAGCUGCUCUAUGCCACAUUCGACUUCCACGAGUACUGUCGCGGUAUGCACUUUGAGAACGUGUCAGUGCUGGUGAGUGAGCUGAGUCAGGUGCUGCACGACUUUGGCUUUUGCUGGCUCGACCGCCAGGGCAUCAUCUGUCGGCAAACAGGUGUCUUCCGCACCAACUGCAUCGACUGUCUUGACCGCACCAACGUUGUACAGACGGCGCUGGCGAAAGCGAUGCUGCAGAUGCAGCUGACGAAGCUUGGACUUGUGCCUCCUGAAGGCAGUCUCCCCGCCCCGCUACGUCGUGCCUUCCAGCUGCUCUGGGCCAACAACGGGGAUAUCAUCAGCAAACAGUAUGCCGGCACUAAUGCCCUUAAGGGUGACUACACAAGAACAGGCGAAAGAAAACUAUCUGGGAUGAUGAAGGACGGAAUGAACUCAGCUAAUCGCUACUGGAGAGUUCACGUGCGUGACGACUACCGUCAGGCUGCCAUCAGCCUGAUGCUAAACAGCUGUCCGGAGGCUGAUGCAGGCCUGCUGAACAGUGUGACUGCUGAUGCAGCCGACCUACUGCGUGAGACUUGUGCCUCUGGCCAGCGCCAACUCCUCCUCCAUCCCUCCUCCGAUCACCUCUCCUCCGAGCUGCGGCUGGCCUAUGGUCUCUUCACUGCGACCAGAUAUUAUCUGAGUCGAUUCAAGGAUGUCUAUCGACAGGCAACCAUCGAUAUAAUGCAAGGUGGAGGUGUGAGCGAAGAGUUGGCAUCACUGUCUCUGGAUGACAGACAGAGACAGGAACAGGAGGAAGACAGUGUGGCCACAGCCGAGCAUGUCAAGCUGCUAAUUGAAGACUGCAAGCGCAUGCUAAUCAGCGAUUCUGCCAUGGUGCUGGGGGCCUGGGGCCUCAUUGAUGCUGAUCCACAAACUGGAGAUCCAUCAGAAACGGACAUGGAUACCAUACUCAUUCUGACCCGAGACUCCUACUAUGUAGCUGAUUACGAUGAGGACAUAGACCAGAUCACCAAAUACUACAAGGUGAUGCUGACUGAUGUGGAGUCCGUGGAGCUGGGACCCAUGCACAUAGCAACCUCUCAGUCUCUCUCUAUCAGCAUUUUUAAUAAGGCCAGAGGGGAAGAGCACGAUGUUCACUGUUUGCGGAUAAACUACACGGUGGAUGGCGACUCGGGCUAUUGCCACACCUUCCGAUCCACCAACCUCAGGUUCUUCAACAACGUGGCCGUAGUCAUUCACAACGACGACGAGAUGAUUGAGUCACUGCGCGCCAUCUGCGAAACGCUGGAAGUGGGACUGCAAAUAGCGGGCAUGGGCGAUGUAGUUCCGGUGGCAGCCUCCAGAGAGCGCCUCGAGCGCCGAGUGUCAAAGCAACGCUGUGACGUCACCAACGCCGCCAUCACACGCAAUGUGUCCGAAACUCAGCUACACUCGCUCAAAAAUGUCGGCUCAAAGGCAUUAUCAAAUGUAACGCAGCAGUUCAAUAAGCUGAAUAAACUGGGUCACAGCUUCAACACACGGAGGAGACACUCGAAAACGUCGGUUGAAACGUCGCUCAAACCAAGCGGUGGAGUCGAUAUUCAGCAACAACAGCAGCUGCCAAUAGAAACGGCGAUGAUAGCCAGCGAGUGGCAGGAACACGAGCAGGAUGGCCUCGUUCUGGGAGAGGCAGCAGGUUCGGGCACCGGUGCAGUGCACCGCAAGUCCACCGAGUACUUUACGCCGGGCGCCGGCAUCAUUAUGAGUUCCACCGAUAUUGGCCAGUCGCUGCCUGCUCAGAACCACCUUAUAAGACAGUUGCAGGAUAAUAUUACCCACGAAUCGCUGGAACGGGUGAUCGACGCUGGCAGUCGCAAAUAUCCACUACUGCACGCCAACACAGAGGCGAACAUCGACGUCAGCAAACUGCCAGCUGUGACGUCAUCCGGCGGACAUCCCCCGCCACCCACCACGCCCGAGAUUGUCAUCACCCGUCAGCAGAGUGCGUCGCAGCACAGUCAGCAGUUUGGUCGCACAAGACAGUUUUCGCACUCGUCUGGCGAGGUUGACGACGAGACUAAACAAAGUACAGGUGCACAUCACAAGGAUGGCGGGGCGGGCAGUGGUCUGGCUAAACAUAGUACAUCGGAGAAGGACCUGGUGCUAGCCAUUAGCACGUCGCAGAGUGAGACUGCCAUCAAGUCUAUGAUGCGCUCAUCAGUGCUAUCCAGUCCGUCAGCCGUUCUGUCGUCGCCGUUCUCAAAGAUUGCGCGCGGCGUUCAGACGCUGGGCGCCAACCUGGACCCGCGCAAGCUGAAAGGAGGGGGAGGAGGUGGUGGGGGUAGCAGUAGUGGAGGGGGAACAGCUGUGACGUCAUCGGAUGCGCGCGCUGCCGAAGUGGAGCGGUUACAACAGAUGUGGAAGAACGCCAAGUGUAAGACACGGCUGAUUGCCGUCUAGUAGGGCCCUAGCACAUUAGGAGAUUUAGUUGCUGCAAACUAAGACAUAGCUGAUUGCCGUCUAGUAGGGCCCUAGCACAUUGGUUGAUUUAAUUGCUGCAGAAAAGUUGAUCAUGAAUGGAACGCAAUGAUUGUAGUCUAGUAGGACCCUAACACAUUGGUUGAUUUAGUUGCUGCAGAAAAGUUGCUGCAACAGAUGUGGUAGAGAGCCAAGUGUAAGACACGUUUGAUUGCCGUCUAGUAGGGCCCUAGCACAUUAGGUGAUUUAGUUGCUGCAAACUAAGACACGGCUUAUUGCCGUCUAGUAGGGCCCUAGUACAUUGGGUAAUUUAGUUGGUGCAACAGAUCUGGUAGAGAGCCAAGUGUAAGACACGGCUUAUUGCCGUCUAGUAGGGCCCUAGCACAUUGGAUGAUUUACUUGCGGCGGAAAAUUUGGUGACUAAUAGAACACAAGCGGGGUAAAAGAAAGGAGACGGGGCCGCGCUACCUGUGCACUGGGCUAUUGUUCCAAAAAGGUGCAUCCUCUAACUCUCGACUAGCAUACUUUAUUGUCCUCUGAUUCCGCUUCAUUACUCUCAUUAGUGGCCCCGUGUGCUUUCUUGAAGGCAAUUCUAGCUGGUAGCACCAACUUAACAAUUACUUUGCAUCUUACAUCUGUUACUUGUAUUUUAUGCAAUUAUUGAAUGUAAAUCAGUGAUCAAAUACUUGUAAUUAUUGUAUUAUUCCCAAUGGUUCAUUUGAUGAAACUCAACUUGCUCACAAACUGUAUACAGACUAACUAACUUGAGUUACAUACUAUUCGAUACUUAUUGAACGUACGAUUUAUUGGCGUUCUUUCAAAUUCUAUUAGAUUGAACACAACUUGUCAAACAUAUUAUGUGUAUCAUGUGUUUGUCAAGUCCCAUUCAAUCUCGUAGAAUUUAUAAGUACAGCUAACAAAUGUACGUCCAAAAAUCGAUGUGGGCUUUACUUACACACCACGUACGUUUGACUAAAUUUGUACUUAUCAUUGAUAGUUAUGUGUGUGUUUAUCCAAUCACUGUAUGCUACUACUGGUUUACAGCUGAAAGUGCCUUCAAGUAACCACACUGGUCCACCAAUAUAUUGCUCGGAGUGGAAACCUUAACAAUAGACCACGAAAAUGUCGAAAUUCAAAAACAAUAGGUGACCACUGAAGGGUCUCUAGAACUUCUAUCUGUCCAUCCAUUGUUUUCGGCGGCCCAGUCUCAUUUCUUUAAUCCCACAAGCGUUGCCUAUCUACCUGACACACUUGGAACCGAGAUUGUUCUAUUUUAAGGUGAAAAAGAAACACAAUAUAAAUUAUCCCUUUAUUCUAUUACUACAAAACUAGUUUCAUCUCUUCAAGAACCAUUUCAAGUGUGAGAAAAGUUUAAACUAAGACUUCUUGAAAAGUUGAAACUAGUUGUGUUACAAUAAUAUAAAGGGUACGUGAUAAUUUUCGUUGCGUUCCACUAAUCAGUAGCCCUAAAAAAGUGAAAAACGAAUUUGUCAGUUCCACAUGUGAUGUACUCGAGCCAAACUAUUUUCAACGCACUCCGGGUAUUUUCGGUGGUCUUUUGGAUAUAAGCUUGAGGAAAAUGGAAGGAAGUUAGUCCUAAAUCAGAGCUUAGAUUUUGAGCUAAAACCAUUUUGUCCAGUCCAACACAAAGGGCCAUCGGAGAUAUCAUUUCAAUUUUUUUAAAUUCAAAUUCAUUUAUUGCCAAAAGGAAAACAAACCAUUCACUCAUACACAUACAUAAAUGUGCAAAAAUAGAAAUAAAAUGUACAUAAUACAAUUACACAUACAUGCAUAUACACAUGAGAGAAGAAAAACUGAACUGAUUAUAAUAUUUCUAGGCAUCACCAACAAAAGGUAACUCUUUUCCCGCUGGUGAGAGUUGCUUAAAAAAUCCUUAAAAUAACUAAAAAUUGAAACGAAUAGGCUUUGUAACAAAAGUAGAGACACAAAAUAUACUGUAAAAAUGAAAUGUGGCAUGUUAUUUAAAUGUGGUAAUGAUGAGUACUUUGUUUGAGUAAAUAAAUAACAUUAUGCCUUAGUGCAAUGAAACUAAUUUGGCUUGAAUUUAUUAGAUGUGGGACUGAUAUCAUCUUUUUUAUUUCACCUUGAUAUGGAGAACAGAAAUUCCAUAUCUGUGUCUACUGUAAAUUGUUAUUUUUAGUACGGUAGCUGUAGUGAAGUAUGAAUAACUCAAUUACCCACAGAUUUCUCCCCGUGUGGCCAGGGGCCUGUUUCAUAAAAAUUUAGAAGUCCUGUAAUACAGGAACAGCUGAUUUUAUCGGCUAUAUUGAGCAUGUAAUUGGAGUGGUGAUUCUCCUGUAUUACAGGACUUGUAAUUUUUAUGAAACAGGCCCCUGGUCAUUGAAAUCCAGUGAGACAAAAAAUAGAAUGCCAUAUCAUUCUGAAAAAAUCAAAUAUCUUUGGUUUAAUGUGCAAAAAAUGUUGAUUUUGCACUAUUAUUGUCGGAGUCUACUUGAAGCUGCAUCGAGUAGCAGCUCGAUUCUGGGCGAUACCUCCGUAAACAAAGCCGUAGUGCAUUCGUGUGACGUCAGCUCAGGUAGGGCUCGUACACAAAUAAAAAUUCGUUGAUUUCAGCUGAUCUAUAUCAACUAGUGUUUUUGUUGGUGUAGGAGCACUACCUGUGCUGAUGUCACCAGAAUGUACUAUGGCUUUGUCUACGGAGGUAGUGAAACAUUGAAACAUUUAGGGCGGCACCUUAUAAUUUCUUUGGUAAACGAUACUUUCCUUACCUAUGGUAGUAGGUAGGGCAAGGAAAGUAAAAAUCGCUUCAUUGUAGCGCUAAGAUAGGAACGCUUGUGUUGUAUUCCUCACCAACUAAGAUGUUCGCUGUAAAAGUUGCUAGUGUGCUAGACCUUUAUUUUUCCUCCACUUGCUACCAUUGGUUUUAUAUACAAUAUUUCUAGUUCUAUCAAUUGUAUCAAUAUUUUUCCUCCACUGACAACCAUAAAGAAAAAUUUGGAAAUUCUUUAUUCUUGCUUCAAAGUUGGGAUGUGGAUAAGCCUAACAAGUGGAACAAUACAAUAAUUAUUCGACUGAGUCAUUGUCAAUAUUGUAGAACCGUUCCAUAAUUGAAUAAAAACACACAUAUGUUGUCAAAUUCUACAUAGUUUUAUUCGGUACACGACCAUGGUUUCUU